AUGCAAAUUUUUGUCAAAACUUUAACGGGAAAAACUAUCACGCUGGAGGUCGAGCCGUCAGACACAAUUGAAAAUGUUAAAGCUAAAAUACAAGACAAGGAGGGCAUUCCCCCUGAUCAGCAAAGAUUGAUUUUUGCUGCACGUUUUAUUAAUUCUGCAGGAAAGCAGUUGGAAGAUGGGCGAACUCUGUCUGACUACAACAUUCAGAAAGAAAGAGGGAUGCAAAUUUUCGUGAAGACCCUCACGGGCAAGACGAUAACGCUUGAAGUGGAACCAUCUGAUACGAUAGAAAACGUUAAGGCAAAGAUUCAAGACAAAGAAGGAAUUCCUCCUGAUCAACAGCGCUUAAUUUUCUUAGAAGAUGGCAGGACCCUUUCUGAUUAUAACAUUCAGAAGGAAAGCACUCUUCAUUUGGUCCUAAGGUUGAGAGGAGGAAUGCAAAUAUUUGUCAAAACGCUCACCGGCAAGACUAUUACGUUGGAGGUAGAGCCGUCGGAUACAAUUGAAAACGUAAAGGCUAAAAUUCAAGACAAGGAGGGCAUUCCACCUGAUCAACAGAGGUUGAUAUUCGCUGGUGUGUAUUUAAUAUUUUUUAAUUUUUAA
Messenger RNA from Soboliphyme baturini, 603 nucleotides. The record is from the annotation of a GenBank genome assembly. Lineage: Eukaryota; Metazoa; Nematoda; Enoplea; Dioctophymatida; Soboliphymatidae.